Messenger RNA from Orbicella faveolata, 1808 nucleotides. Its product is annotated as DELTA-alicitoxin-Pse2b-like. Lineage: Eukaryota; Metazoa; Cnidaria; Anthozoa; Scleractinia; Merulinidae. The record is from RefSeq and is a predicted model, not a curated record.
AUGAUAACGCUUGGAGCAAUCAGUUCAGCACUCUUUUUCUCUUUGUUUUUACAAUUGGGAGUGCACGCUAAAGAUCUUCACCCUCCAGUUGGCCAGGUGUUUUACCUCGCAAAAACUGAUCUGCUUGGCGAAGAGCUGAUCGGUGGUGCACCUGUACUAAUUCUCAACAAAUCACAAGAUUGCUUUGUCUGCAAUAAAAGUGAAAUUAUUGACAACGACUCUACUUACUUCGAAAGCACAGAAGCCUUUUACUCAAGCGUUGCAGAAAACUACAAACUGGGAGCAGAGUUAAAGAAAGAUUUUACUCUUGGCUUUACCUUGGAUCAAACAACAGAAUCGAUUUCUAAAAGUAAUCGCACAGUGAAAGGUUUUACCUUAAACGUGCUAUCGAAAGUUGGUCAUUGUGUUAUUAAGCCUGAAUGCAUCUACGACGAGAGCAGCCAUACAUUAUCUCAACAUUUUAUUUCAGCAUUUGAGAGUUUGCCGCGGAGCGUUGGGCCGCGGGGACGAGGAUAUUACAAUUUCACCGCUUAUGAGAAGUUUUUGAAUGAAUUCGGAUCUAAUGUUGUAACAGGAGUUACAUAUGGAUCUAGAAUGUAUCAGCAUUGCUUCUCUCAAUCUGAGCAGAAUUACGAUGAACGAAACUUCACUGUGAGGGCUUGUGUUGCUUUUACAGGUGGAACAAACAUUACAAAAACAAACAUUUCUACUUGUGCUGGUAUAACCCAAGAAGAAGCGGACGCUAGUUCAUCCCUUGAAGUUACCACACGAUUAAUCAUAAGAGGAGGAACAAAAGAAACAAGAGCGAAACUCUAUGCUGAACGAACGGGCGAGCUUAUAGCCCAAUUUUUGACCGAAGCGAACUGGGAAGAGCCAAUUGGAUAUUCAUUUACUGCAGUGUGGACAUUACUUGGACAAAGGUACAUGGGUACAGAACACUAUGCAAAAGUGAGACAUUUGGAAGGCUAUUACUUGGGAAUGAAGAACUUUGGUUGUCCAUUUAGUAUGCCAAAUGGAUGGGCAAUGCAAGGAUUUUCUACCACGGACUAUUCAACUGACGAUGUACCAUCAUAUAAGUGCUACAUUCCUUAUUCGGGUUGCCAUGACGACUCUGACUGCCAUUAUGGUCCCGGUGUCUAUUGCCAAUGCCACGGCCAGACCUGCUUUAAAGACGAAAUCACCAUCCUUGACACCGGUGAACAGCGAUUGUCUGUAACUACACAAUUGGACGAGGGCUCGAAAUGGCAAGGUUGUGAACUGAGAUUCUUCUCUUGCAGUUGCAUGAAUGGAAAUCGAUUCAAUUGGAGAACCAUCUGGGAGCAAGAUAAAGAUGGAGCAGAUAACGGAAAGAUGCUUCGUGCCAUGCAUAGCAAAAUGCAGUCUGCACACAAAAAUGCAGCCUCCGCCCCUGAAGAAAGCAAGAAUUCAAAGGAAGAACUCUAAAUAAUUUGAGACAGACUUCAAGUCUGUGAUUUAAAACAGCUAGCAUGUACAAUUGUUAAUUAAUGAUAAUGAACAUGGACAGCCCUAAUUUCGAUUAUUUUGCUUGAAAUUAUUCUCGGGGUAUAGCAUUACUCUAGUAUUAAAGGCAAAAUUGUGUCCUUUGAAUACACAUUAAGGUUAUCGUGCGUAGUAAGGGAAGUUCCUUCAACAGGUUUUUUUUUUUGUGCUUCCUUUACCUAAAACGUCGAGCAUCCGUUUACAUGCAGACCUAAAAUAAUUUAUGCGGUUGAUUGUUGCCUCUCUGACCUUAUUAUAAACAAUGCCAGCAGAGAAUGAGAUAAGGAACAAUUCCACUGAAAAAUUUG